CAAUACUACUAGCACUAUGGCAAUGAUGGGACCCAGACCCGGUCCGGGCCAAGUAAUGGUUUUGAGUGAGUACCUUCAGCCGCAAAUCUGCCGAGAACGAAACAUCAGUGGCAUGCACAACGCUUGCUGUUACGAAGUUUUUCGCCAUGGCCAUUGUCGUUUUGUUGCCAUUGUUUCUGGAUAUGCGACUAUGCGCAGAUGUUUGCAGAUUUUUUACAAACACAAUACCGUGGAGAGAGUACUGGAUUUUUCCACCGAUCCCUCACCCGACUUUCCCAUCGCUUGCAUCCAACGAAUCCAUCAUCCGCAAAUAAAUCAUGUCCUUGCUCUACCCUUACCUUGGCAACAAUUAAUCGAAUCGAUUUCAAUCAACACAACGCAAUGAUAACGCAACCGCAACUCUGGCAAUGACAAUGACUGCCGAAAACCAUGGAUCAAAAAAUAUGACAACGACGAUACGUUAUUGUUCCAACCAAUUCACGUAACAAUGAAUCAAACUUGAUGACGACGAAACAAUCCACCCAACAACUUACAAUCGUGCACACAAACUUUGUGCCGUGUUCGUGGAAAUUAAUUUUGCGCAAACGCAUCAACAAUGGACUGUCAAAUCCAUCCAUCCGUGAAUCGUACUAUCCUUGUUUCGAUGUUUCUCCUUUCCAAUAGACGCCAAAACCCAGCGUCAGACCGGCCGCGAAGCCCAGCUAGGAAACAUCCGCGCUGCCAAAUCGGUCGCCAACAUUAUCCGGACGACCCUCGGUCCCCAGUCGAUGCUCAAGAUGCUAUUGGAUCCCAUGGGAGGGAUCGUUAUGACCAACGACGGGAAUUGUAUACUGCGGGAGGUCGAUGUCAGCCAUCCGACCGCCAAAUCGAUGAUCGAGCUGAGCCGGGCCCAGGACGAAGAAGUCGGGGACGGAACCACCUCCGUCAUUGUYCUGAGCGCCCAGGUAUUGGCGGCGGCGGAACCCUUUUUGAUGAGCAGGUACCACCCGACCGUCAUUUGCCAGGCCUACACCAAGGCGCUGUCCUACGCCCUGGAGGUCUGCGACGAYCUGGCCACCACGAUCGACGUCCAAAAGGACAAGGAAUGGAUCUCGAAGCUUGUAUUGAGCAGCAUCGGGACCAAGUUCUCCUCCCGAUGGAACGACCAGCUGGUCGACAUGGCCAUUCAGGCCGUCACCACGGUCGUCCAGGAGACGCCCGGCGGAAAACCCACGGUGGAUCUGAAGCGAUACGCCAAGGUCGAAAAGAUCCCCGGCGGCCAGCUGGAGGAUGCCUGCGUCCUCAAGGGCAUCAUGAUCCAAAAGGACACGACCCACUCCAAGAUGCGCCGCAAAAUCGAGAACCCUCGCAUUCUGUUGCUCGAUAGCCCCCUGGAAUACAAGAAGGGCGAAUCCCAGACCAACGUCGAGAUCACGGACGACCAGGACUGGAACGCGAUGCUUCGCCUGGAGGAAGAGUAUGUGGAGAACAUGUGCAAGGAAAUCAUCGCCGCGAAACCCGAUGUGGUCUGCACGGAGAAGGGUGUCUCGGAUCUGGCCCAGCACUAUCUGCAAAAGGCGGGCAUCACCGCCUUUCGUCGACUCCGAAAGACCGACAACAACCGCGUGGCCAGGGCCACGGGUGCCACCAUUGUAUCCCGGACGGAUGAAAUCCAGGAAUCGGACAUUGGAACCAAGUGUGGCCUCUUCGAAAUGCGCAAGGUCGGCGACGAUUGGUUCUGCUAUUUCGACGAGUGCAAGGACCCCAAGUCCUGCACGAUCGUCUUGCGGGGCGGGUCCAAGGACGUCCUCAACGAAAUCGAGCGCAAUCUCCAGGACGCCAUGCAGGUGGUCCGGAACGUGGUGUACGACCCCAAGCUCCUCCCGGGGGGAGGUGCGACGGAGAUGGCCCUCGCGGUGGCCAUCCGCCAAAAGGGACAGUCCCUGGGGGGCAUCGGCACACAGCAGGCUCCCUUUCUGGCAGUCGGAGAAGCCCUCGAGGUCAUUCCCCGCACCCUGGCGCAAAACUGUGGGGUGUCCGUUAUACGGACCGUGACGGCGCUGCGCCAGAAGCACGCCUCCGCCCUGGAAAGCGGUGACAAGAAGUGCGCGGUCGGUGUGAACGGAAUCACGGGCGAGCUAGCGGACAUGCACGAGCUGGGGAUCUGGGAACCCUAUUCGGUCAAGGUCCAAACGAUCAAGUCAUCGAUCGAAAACGCCUGCAUGAUUUUGAGGAUUGACGACAUUGUGUCGGGAUCCAAAAAGAAGGGAUAUUAGCCACCCAAUCUGCAGAACAGAUACAAUCCACUUCAGCCGUUGACGUUGACAAUU
Molecule: messenger RNA, 2309 nt
Organism: Pseudo-nitzschia multistriata
Lineage: Eukaryota; Bacillariophyta; Bacillariophyceae; Bacillariales; Bacillariaceae
Source: the annotation of a GenBank genome assembly